AUGCAAGGGAAUUGGCCUGCAGCAAGCAAUAAACCAGCAGGUAAUGAGAAAGUCUUAAAGAAAAGUGAAGGCAUCUCGAUUAACAAUUUUACAUUGCUAAAAAUGAUUGGCGAAGGAGCUUACGCCAAAGUGUAUUUAGUCAGGAAACUUGAUAAUCAAAAAGUGUAUGCUUUAAAAAUCUUAAAGAAAAAAAAAAUAUAAGAAUUAGGUUAAUAGCACCGUGUCAUUUUAGAGAAAGAUAUUCUUGCCAAUAUAGAAUCCCAUCCAUUUAUAAUUAAAUUACAUUAUUCCUUCUAGAAUGAUACCAAGCUCUUCUUCGCACUCGACUUCUGUCCUGGCGGCGAGCUCUUCAGCAUUCUUAGCAGAAAGCACAAAUUCGAUGAGGAGCAAUGUAGGUUUUAUGCUGCACAAAUAGUUCUAGCAAUUGAACAUUUACAUAAACACAAUAUCAUAUAUCGCGACCUUAAGCCUGAAAAUGUUAUUCUUGAUAAAGAAGGAUAUAUUAGAAUUUCUGAUUUCGGUCUAUCCAAGGACAAUAUAGAAGAUUAAACAGCUUUCUCAGUUUGCGGAACUCCUGAGUAUUUGGCACCCGAAAUUUUAAAUAACUCAGGCCAUGGAAAGCCUGUCGAUUGGUGGGCAUUAGGCAAUCUGAUUUAUGAAAUGCUUACAGGAUUACCUCCUUUUUAUGUGGAGAAUAACCGUGAAGAGUUGUUUAAGAAAAUUAAAUAUACAGAAAUCACUAUCCCAAGCUAUUUUAGUAAAGCUUGCAAAGAUCUCCUCACUCGCCUCUUCUUAAAAAAUCCUUAUCAAAGACUAGGCUCUAAUGGAGCAGAGGAAAUAAAAGACCAUCCAUGGUUUACUGAUGUAGAUUGGGAUAAAAUGCUAUAAAAAAAAUAUAAUGCACCAUUCGUCCCAAAACUUAAAAACGAAAUUGAUGUGAGCAAUUUUGAUGAUUAUUUUGUACACCAGCCUUUGAACGAGUCUUACUAGGACAAUUAAAUUUACCAUGAAUUUUCAAAUUUCUCGUUUGUGAAUAGCUUAAAAGAAUAAAAUUAAAAUAAAAUGGAUCUUGAGUGA
Molecule: messenger RNA, 1077 nt
Organism: Tetrahymena thermophila SB210
Lineage: Eukaryota; Ciliophora; Oligohymenophorea; Hymenostomatida; Tetrahymenidae
Product: Serine/Threonine kinase domain protein
Exons: 6
Biological process (GO): protein phosphorylation
Molecular function (GO): ATP binding; protein serine/threonine kinase activity
Source: RefSeq, a predicted model, not a curated record